This is a messenger RNA of Anolis carolinensis (green anole), 2138 nucleotides long. RefSeq names its product vitamin K epoxide reductase complex subunit 1 (gene vkorc1). NCBI's taxonomy places the organism in Eukaryota, Metazoa, Chordata, Lepidosauria, Squamata, Anolidae. The transcript has 3 exons. Gene Ontology annotation, molecular function: vitamin-K-epoxide reductase (warfarin-sensitive) activity. Gene Ontology annotation, biological process: peptidyl-glutamic acid carboxylation; blood coagulation; vitamin K metabolic process. Bases 25 to 639 code for a protein of 204 amino acids. The record is from RefSeq and is a predicted model, not a curated record.
CGCCCUGAUUGGCGGCGGCGCGCAAUGGCGGGCGGGCGAGUGUCCCGCGCCAGAGUGGCAGGGGAAGCUGCCCGGGGCUCCUUUCCCGCCGGCAUGAAGAGAAGCGGGAGCAACAGCGCCGGCGAAGGGAUGUCGGGCUGGGGCUGGGAGCGGGCGGCGCGGCUGUUCCUGUGCGCGGCGGGGCUGGCUCUCUCGGCCUACGCCUUCCACGUGGAGACGGCCAAGGAGCGCGACGCCGCCUACCGCGCCAUGUGCGACCUCAGCGCCAGCGUCAGCUGCUCCCGCGUCUUCACUUCCAGGUGGGGUCGUGGUUUUGGCUUGGUGGCAGGCCUCUUGGGAUCCGAUAGUGUGUUCAACCAGCCGAAUAGCAUCUUCGGGAUUGCUUUUUAUAUUCUUCAGGUCCUUUUGGGUUUCUCAACCAGUGGCUUGGCGGCCGUCGCUCUGUUGGGCUCAUCCUUGGUCUCCAUUGCUGGUUCGCUCUAUCUGGCCUACAUCCUCUUCUUCGUGCUCCAUGACUUCUGUGUGAUUUGUGUCAGUACUUACAUCCUCAAUUUCGCCCUGCUUUUUCUCAAUUACAAACGCCUUGGCUACCUCAACCGGGCCUGGCAACAUCAUCCAGCUAAGAUCAAGAAGCAGUGAAUAUAAAACCUGGAUCAUGCUAGAAUGGUGAAGCUUUAGACUGAUCUUUCUCAUCUUUCUAUAGGCUUUUUGUAUAGUAUAAAUUAGCUCCUUUAGCUUGUUUUGUCCUCUUCCCUCAAAUAAGUGAGACCAGAUUUUUCAGCAUUCCUCUUCUCUAUUCCUUUAGAUUCCAAUCACACUAGGACUCUGGGUUCUAUUUUGAGUCUUAGAUGGUUGCAUUGACCUACAGAAAUCAAGACCUUCUUUUUAAAAAUGUAUAUAUAUAAAGCUUAUUUUUAUAGGCCUUCAUAUAGGAACAAAAACAAUGCUAAAACAUAUCAGUUUGUGCAAAUAUAGCUACGGCUGGUUUUGCUUUUUCAAAUGGCAUUAAAGUGAGAAUUGUUGACCAUUUGAAAUAAAGUUGACAGUCAUGGGGAGGUCCUGAUUUUGGCAGGAAACACCUGCGAUUUUUAACCACACUAAACAUAAUUGAGAGUUUGCGAUCUUUUUAAUGGUACUCGAGAGUUUCCUGCCAAGGUCUCAGUCAAACUGUACAAAAAUGACAAUUUUUUUAAAAUACAAAAAUACGUUCUGACACUAAGUUUGGGAACCGCAGUACAAUUUCUCCUGGUUAGUGGUCACACUGAUGUUGUGUCCUGCCAAAUGACUUACUUAGUUGGAUUGUUUACGCAUUCCUUUGUCAAUUGAUAUUGUUUAGUAGUAUAGUCCCGUUGGUUUUGUUAGAAGAUAGUGAUCACAUUGUGGUGGUCCUAUAUGCCUUAAAGUCAUUUCCAACUUAUGGCAACCCUAAGAUAAGCCUAUAAUGGGAUUUUCUUGAUAAGGUUUGUUCAGAGGGGGGAUUCUUUUUUCCUGAGAGAGUAUGUGUGUCUACACUGCAGAAUUAACGCAGUGUGACCCCAUGCUAUAAAAUACUGGGAGUUAUGGUUUGGUGAAUCACCAGCACUCUUUGACAGAGAAAACUACAAAUCUUGUAAAACUGCAGUUCCAAUCAUUUCAUAGCAUUGAGCUAUUGGGGUUGAAGUGGUGUCAAACUGCAUUAAUUCUACAGUGUAGAUGCACCCUAUGACUUGCUCAAGGUCAGUCAUUGGAUUUUCCAUGGCUCAGCAUGGAUUCAAACCCUGGUGUUAAUCCACUACAUGGUCCCGACUUCCAUUGGGCCCAUACUAGUUGUCUCUUUAUCAAGAAGCUUUAGCUGUUUGUGCCCAUUUCAGAGAAAGGAAGACUCUUGAUUGUCUUCAUACAUUCUAAAUUUGAAUGGGAUGAGCAAACAAGCUAGUGUUUUCCAGGCUGCUUUAGACUACAGUUCCACACAGCCUUAGCCAAAAAAUGAGAAAACGCUAUUAAUUAUGAGAUUCAUAAACUUAACAUCUGGGGCACAAAGUGUAAUCAAAAAGCCUUUACUUGUGUUGAUGAAUUAAAGCUCUGGGUCCAAACAGACAGAAAAACAUGUGUACUUAAGAAGGAUUAAACCUGAAAUAAAGAGAAAGCACUAACUGGGA